This is a messenger RNA of Anguilla anguilla (European eel), 1285 nucleotides long. RefSeq lists its product as uncharacterized. Bases 174 to 1064 code for a protein of 296 amino acids. The transcript has 5 exons. The record is from RefSeq and is a predicted model, not a curated record. Gene Ontology annotation, biological process: signal transduction. NCBI's taxonomy places the organism in Eukaryota, Metazoa, Chordata, Actinopteri, Anguilliformes, Anguillidae.
GUGAAAGCUGAGCUUAAUCCCCGAGCAAACAAGCCAAUUCCCCGUGAACUGUGACAUUGUCGGAAGCUCAACCCUCUCUUAUUGCAUGCCUAACAGGACCUAUCAUACGCAGAAUAUUCAUAUUGUUUCAUCAUAUUGGCACAUCUACCGUUUUUAUUUCCCUGGGAGGAGAAAUGGCGCCUCAUGUAAUGUUAUCUUACCAAUGGGAUAUCCAAGCUCUUGUGAAAAGGGUUUACGAUCGGCUCAAGGAGGAUGGUUUACCAGUCUGGAUGGACAUCGAAGGUGGAGUUUCAGGCAACAUUAAUGAUGCGAUAGCAGCAGGGGUGGAGGAGGCUGCAGUUAUAUGUCCUUUCAUGACGCCAGAGUACCAGGCUUCACGCAGCGCCAAGAAGGAGCUGAACUACGCGGACACCCGGGGGGUGACCAUUGUGCCAGUGAUGGUGGCCAAGAACUGGGAGGCUUCCGAGUGGCUAGGGCUGAUCACUGCUGGGCUGCUCUGGAUAGACUUCAGAAAUGCUGAGAAGAGCGACGACCACUUUGAAAAGUGCAUCAAGUCCUUGGAGGAGGAGAUCAUGUUUUGCGCUGGGAACCUGCUGAGUGUGGAAGCCCCGCCCCUCGAUGUCAACGACACGCCCACGGAGAGACCCGCCGUGAGGAGAAAACCGGGAAGAGGGUUCCGUCAUGCUCUCACGGGACUCUACCUGUGGGAAUCAGGCAUGCAGAUAUUCCACCCAGCCAGUGACAUCAGGAACUCCGUAGAGCUCCACGACUCUCCAGGAGACAACGGGUACUGGGAGGAAAUACGGGGAGACAACUGCAAGCACUUCAGGAGCUUCAUCACCAGUGGAUAUUUAGGCUAUGACCCCAAUGGAAAUUCUACCUACACCAAAGCCAGUCCCCACAGGGCAGAAGAGUGGCAGCUGAUGGUGGACGAGACAGACAACAGUCCAGAGAGGGCUGUCAUCAUGAAGAAUAAGCACUCCCAAAGCUUUCUCGCAGUGCAUGAUGGGAAACUGACUGGACUGCAACACUAUGAUGAAAGCUGCAAAUGGUUUUUGGAGUAAUGGAUUUUUAACUUCAGCUGUGUCUAUCACGCAAGGCUACCCAUGACGAAGUUACCGUUACUGCUAAGCCACGAAGACUAUUGUGGAAAAAAUAAACCAAAAGAACAUCCCUUUUUAGAACAUUUUUGCAGUUUUGGUGUGUUGGCUGUCUGAUGGAGAAUAUGUGCAAAUGAAGUUUUUUUUGUAAAUCUGAAUUUAUAAAAUAAAGUCAACAAAACAUU